CGUACACGUUGUAAUAAGCAAUGAGUUUAUGUGUAGGAUAACGACCAUUCUGGUUCAUUAGAACAAUCUUUCAACAGUGUCAGGUCACGAAAUCGUAAAAAUCGUUACUGUAACCUGUUAUUCUACCGACAACAGUAUUUUUAAUGGUGCUACUCUGCUGAAGGCAAUAAAACAUGAUGUAUCUACCGCUGAUUGUAGGAUUUUCCUUGGUUGCUUUCGGAUAUUCUCAAGACCUUCAGAUUCAACAAUCAGCAACAACAAAUGCAUACAAAGCAACCACAGACUCAGACCAAUCAUCCUCGUCCUGGAGCGGCACCCUGACCGCCGCCGCUGGCUCGAACGGAGUCCCCGCGUACCCGACGACCAGCCACGCCCCUUCUGCCCCCACCACAGUAUCCGCCGAGCCCGCCUACCGGCGUGCGCUGCGCUGGUUGGUCACUCAGCGUGAAGCCGAUUGGGGAUGGCGCAACGACACCGCGAAGGCUGUGACAGCGUUACAGUUGGCCAUGGGCGUGCGCGGCGACGAUGCAGAAGGAGCGUUGAUGAGGGAUCCGCUUGAGUUGCAGCUCAGUUUUAAGCAGAUGGAGGUGGAGAUUGUUGUGUUGCUGUGGAGACACCACGAAAUCCCUAUCCAACCUGUGCAGCUAGCCGCGUACUGCCUGGCGUUACUGUCAGGCUGUCAGGAUCCUCGUCAGUUCCAUGGCCACGACCUUGUGGGGGCACUGCAGCAUCGCGAGCCAUCUCACGACCUUGAUUUUGCGCAUGCGCAGUUGGCAGCCUGCAGUGCCAGAGCGCAUGUGCGCAAGAAGCAGAUACGCAGACUAUUGGAUAUCGCCAAUACCGCCAAGGAUCACAAUAUAGAUACAGUAGCGAUGACAAUCUUGGCCCUAAGAUGCAUAGUCAAGGACCACAGACACAGAAACCUGCAACAUUCUUUGCGGCGACCCAGCAUCAGCCUCGCUAAACAACAACAAUCUGAUGGUGGCUUCGGCAACAUCUACAAUACUGCACUAACACUACAAGCCUUACAGGAUUUGUCGGACAUUAAUAAUCAUUGGAACCGAACGGCUGCUAGAAUGUACAUAGAAUCAAGGCAGGACCCGGAUGGUGCUUUUACAGACCCAAAUCUUACAGCAGAAGUCGUUCUGGCAUUGUCUGAAAGGGGUCUGGGUCAUAUCAGGAACUUGGAUUGUGGCAAACGGGAUAAUGAUCUAGAUAACCACGUUGAAAUUGAUGGCCUUACGAAGUCGCUGUCGAGUCACGGUAACGAUUCUGAGAUUCGUAACGUAACAGUGACUUACACUCUUUGGGUGGGUUCCAACAUCACCGAGAAUUCGACUAUCAGCAUCACUGCGCCUAGAAAUACCUCAUUUUACAAUAUUAUGCAGAUGGCUAUGGAAAUGGAUCCUAGGUUCGUUUUCGAGGCAUCAGAAUGGCCAAAUGGUCACUACGUUCACACGUUAGCUGGAUAUAAAGAAGAACCAAUGGGUUAUCACUAUUGGCUGCUUUACAGGCUUCCAGAAAUUCCAGAUCCUAUGUCACCUCCUGCUAAUCAGUUGGUGGCACCAGUAGGUGUGGACGACUUGCUGAUCGAAGAAGGCGACCACUAUCUAUUUUGGUACAAAAAACUUUAAGCACAAACAUCGUAGACGAAAGACAAAUCCAUUAAGAACUUGUAUUUUCGUGAUGUUAUUUUUUCAAAUUCGCAUUCUGUUGACUCUUCAAACCGUUUAUAUGGCUUUUUGAUAAGUGCUUUUUCGGACAGAGCUUAUUUUUCAUAACCGAAGCUUAGCAAAAUGAAAUGUAUACUCCAGAACUGCUAGAUUUCGAGGAUCAUUGUUACUCUUGAUUUAUGUUUUUCAAUCAACUCUGUGUCCUUGUUAUUGUCUGGAGUAGAGCCAAAGUGAAUAAACUUUAAGUAAUAUAUGAAAUGAAUGUAUAGCUAAAUACAUAUAUAAAUAAAAUUUAUGAACGCUUAACUCCAAAAUUCAGAACGCGCAAGUGGCUUAAGAACUAGCUCCAUGAGGUACUUUCGUAAUUGUGAUGUCGAAUUGCUGCGAUUGACUAGUCUAGAGGUACAAAGUACAAGUUUUACCGGAAGUAGAUACCAAUUUGCUAAUUUUUAAUGUAUUUCAUUCAAUUUUUAGAUUCUAGUCGAUUUUAAAUUCAUUUGCAAACAUGUAUAACAAAAAAAUCAAAUGGAUCAAGUCAGCCAAACAGGCACAUAUACAACUAGUCCAUGGUCUACCCUAAAUAUCGACCAUCUGGCAACGCUGUUGGACCACACUAGUAAAACACGUCAUAAGCCACGAUACUGUAACGUGUCUGCCGGCGAUUCUGUCAGACGCAAGGCAGGGUAAGGCUUAUGAAAGUCGCCGUUGCAUCUCAUCGUCCCGACAGACCGCGUGCCACGUCUUUAAAUAUUGUUCCAAGUUAUAAGGACAAAUGUACGGGAAAAUCCUUGAUGUGUACCUUCCCCAACCCCCGAUUUUCAACUCUACAAGUUUUUUUUCCUGAAAAUCAUCAUCUGAAACGUCAAAAAACGAGUUUUUAUUUUUUUCAUGUUUUUGUCCCCAGCUUCGCCGCCACUGGACCGAUUUUGUAAAAAUACAAAGGUUUCUUGUCCUUGGCACAGUAGCAACCUUGUGUGAAAAUGUCAUCCAAUUCGGAGUAGUAUUUUCCAUGCUAGAGGCGAUGCAAAGAUUAUCGGACAGACCGACAGAUUGACGGAAAUGAGUAACAUGGUUUACCGUUCCAUCUUAUGUCAGCACGCGUGGGAAGUAAAAACGAGAAAUGCAGACGAAUGAAUACGGAAUACGCAUGUCAUUCAAAUAUUGUUUAAUUAUUUUUAUUUGCAGUCUAUAUUGUGAUGUCGCCUUCAAACUAGUUUUAUACUUGAACGAGUAUUAAUUUUAAUAAAAAAUGGAGUAAAUACUCUGUAACUUUGAAAUAUCGCAACGCAACGUUGUGUCAGAAGUCACCGUCUGCGACCUGUGACCAGCCAAAUCUUUAUUGAUUGGUCGGUUCGAUUUAAAAGUGCAGGCUUUUGUUUUCACUGUCAUUGCUUGUCAACCUGUCAGCUUAACGAGCCAGUUUUUUAACGUAAUUUGUAGUAAGAAACAUAACCUAAAAAUACUUUGUAGAUAAGUUAUAUAUCAAAAACUCGACAGAAAACUAACCAAAAAUACAAUCAAAUGACAAAUCAUGAGUUAUGACGUCACUUCGAAGCGCGCCAUAAAUUCGGGUGUAAAUCAAAGUCAUUAGCAUCGCUUCCUUAAAUAUCUGAUUGAAAAAAAUACAAACAUUUCCAUGAAUGAAGUAUAUGUUUACGGUGUAAUGCAUAUUCUUUAUCAUAUACAGGGUGUUAGGAAAAUAAUGUUCUUAACUUUAAGAGGUGAUUCCUUGCAUUAUAAAGUUCAUUAUAACUUAUGUCCGAAAAUCAAUCGUUUUCAAGGAAAGUGAGUCGUAGAUAAUUAAAUUUUCUCAAACAUUUGGCAACGCUGCAACACAACCGCGAUACUCAUUCAUCGAAUUAUUCACGUUUGUAUGAUAUUUUUGUUGAAAAUAUGCCUUGAAUUAUCGAAUACUUUUACGCAAUUUUUUGUGGCUAAUAUUUUUUAUGUAAUAACUCUUUCACUACAGUACAUUUACUUAAAAAAAAAUGACAGAACUUACCGGUACGUGGCGAUACACACCACCAAUUCCCACGAUUAUCGGUGACUUAUUUGAAACGAUGCGAUGCAAGAAAAAAGAAAAAAAACAACAUCCGUGAAUCACAUAAAGUUACAGUUAAAUGUAUUAGUAAUCAGAACAACACGCGAUGAUACAUGCAGUGCAGGCGGAGUACGACGUUGCCAGUUGUGUGAGCGAUUUUGUUUGUCUGAUUUUCUGCGGAAAAUUGUAUUUAAUAAGCAAGAAAAUUAUUUUGCUAGAGACAGUUAAUUAAUAAAUAGAUGUAUCGAUACAUUUUACGCUAUUAGGCAUAAGAACUUAAAUUAUUAAUGAAAAGAUAUAAAUUCAGCAUUUUUUGCUACGAAACGGAUGACUUUCGGAUAUAGGUUAUAAUGAACUUUUUUGCUUAGAAUAAUGCAAGGAAUCAUCUCUUAAAGUUACGAGUAUUAUUUCCCUAACACCAUGUAAAUAACAAUUCUUCCUUGAGUUUUUGUCUUUGAUGUAUGAUUUGUAACGGUAGGGAAUCAAAUUUAAUACAUUUUAUUACAGUUUUAGAUUAUAAAUAAAUUUCAAAAAUAAUAUGAAAAUUAAAGUGAUUUUUCAAAUACAAACCACUUUUUUAAAAUCUGAUAGUAUUACGUAUUGCAAAUACGGUUUAUCUUUUCAAGUUGAUAGUUUUCCAUAUAUAUGGCUCCAGUAUUAGAUACGGCUUUUACCAUAACAUAACCUCAGUUGGCAUGGCCGAAAUAGGGUGAACUACUAAAAUAUUAUAUCAUUGCUCUCGCCGCGUCAUGACCAACUGAGAUUAACUGUUUGAAAAAGCCACAUGAAGAAAUGCUAUGUUUGCUAUGAUGGAUAUCAUAUACAGGGUGUUAAUAAAGAAUGCACCAUAAAUUUAACAGACGAUUUUUUUAGUCAUUUUAAGACAAAAAGUUCAAAUAAAAAUAGGUGCGCAAAUUUUUCGUUCUCAAGAUACAGGGUGUUAAAAUUUAAAAAAAAAAUUGUUUCGUAAAUCUCUUAAAUAUCCGCUACCUAAUUUUGUUGUAAUUUGGCGGUGGUAUUUAUAACAUUAAGGAGCCAAUUUAAGGUCUAACUUGAUUAAAUUGAUCAAGUCCAGUGGCGUCUCGAGCGAGAUCUGAACGAAUAUUUGUGUAAAAAAAUGUACGUCACUGACUUUUAUGCAAUUUUUAUUAUGUUGUUAUGUUUUCGAGAGAAAAAAGUCUACUUAAUUGCAUAUCCUUGGACCAUACAAGGAAUAUAGGGUAAAGUUUCUUGUGGAAAUUAUUAUUUUUCUUAUAAUUAUGUAACAACAGCAAAUAAACACUAAAUUAAAUUCUUUACAUGGUCCAGUGAUAUGCAAUUAAGUGUUUUUUUUCUCGAAAACUAAGCAAGAUACGAAAAAAAUUCAGAAUACAAAAAAGUUGUAUUUAUAGUUCAAAGCACAUAAUAAAAAUUCCACAAAAUUACAACAAAAUUAGGUAAAGGAUAUUUAAAAAAUUUACGAAAAAACUUUUUUUAUAAUUUUAACACCCUGUAUCUUGAGAACGAAGAAUUUGCGCCUACGUUUAUAUGAAAUUUUUGUCUUAAAAUUACUGAAAGAAUCGUCCGUUGAAUUUAUGGUACAUGCUUAAUUCACACCGUGUAUCGAGAAAAGUGGUACCAUUAAAUAAAAUGACCACAAACUCAGACUUCCUUAACAGUCUUACGACAACCUUUUGAGUAAUCUAUCGCUGUACUUCUUCGUCGCUAUACUGGAUUUUUUGGAGUAGUAACUAUAAGAACCACACAGCUUCACCAGUCGCCAAGCCAGUUUCUUAUCACACAACAUGUGCUUCGCUAUGCAUACCUUUUACUCAUUUGUCUACCAAAGUGACAGCGUUGUAUCAAAUAAUAAUAAUACUUACCGAUGAAAACGUCUACCUUCAUUUGGUUUAAGCUGUUCUUUGUUAAUUAGCGCGUUUUGGAAUCGUCUAACGCCACAAUUAUCUGCACGCGCUCACACUUUCAAAAAAUAUUACUAAAACUACGAAAUUAUUGACAGAACUGUCAUAAAAUUGACAUAUGUCAAGUGCACUUUGAUCUUCACUACAGACUCUUAGAAUAAGGAGACAAAUCAUUGGUUUAAACUGAAAUCUUCAUCUGAAGAUACUAACAGUUAUCUGAACAUGUGUUGUGUAUUACAAAACAGGUUCGGAGAUCGGUAAAACAGUUUUGGAGUUAAGCGACAAGGUGUUUAUUCAUUGAGAACAGUAUUUAUAUGAUACAGCUUAUUUUACGUGUAGUGAGCUGCAUGUAUAGCCAUACAAGUGAUAAAAAAAUUGUUUUCCAUUGGUUGCUUUUGGUUGUAUAGAUUUUCUGAGCAGCCAGUGAAAGUUUGAACUCCGAUGCUCCAAUAGUCAUGGAAAAAUAUGAAAUAUACAAAUCAUGUAAUUUAUUUAAAAAUUCAAUUCGCACUUUAUCUGAUACUUUUGCUCGCAGUUUCAAAUACGCAACUUUUUCGUUCGCGAUUUUAUGUGGUAGACUAAACAAAUCGUAUGACGCAGUAUUUUCAGAAAGACUAUGUAGUAUGAAGUUUUUGUAAGGAUAGCUGACAACGUAGCUAUAAGAAUCAUAUUCUAUGUAUUUAUACAAUAAUGCAUAAUUUUUAUGAGACAAUACUUUAAAGAUUCUUUUGUAAAUGUCUUUAUAUAAUAUACUAUAUGGCUGUCACCGAUAUAGGCAUUAUAAUCCUUUCGACUGUUAUGAGCUGGAAAGUUGUAAAAAUGUUUAUUUUUGUUAUGUUACUUAGCUUGAGGAUAAUCGUCGUGUAAUAAAGUGUUUUUAAGUUGA
Molecule: messenger RNA, 6501 nt
Organism: Acanthoscelides obtectus
Lineage: Eukaryota; Metazoa; Arthropoda; Insecta; Coleoptera; Chrysomelidae
Source: the annotation of a GenBank genome assembly